This is a messenger RNA of Metarhizium brunneum ARSEF 3297, 1698 nucleotides long. RefSeq names its product Laccase-2. The record is from RefSeq and is a predicted model, not a curated record. Lineage: Eukaryota; Fungi; Ascomycota; Sordariomycetes; Hypocreales; Clavicipitaceae. Gene Ontology annotation, molecular function: copper ion binding; oxidoreductase activity.
AUGAAGCUUCCGUCGUUUGUCUUAUUUGCGGUUGCUGCUACCCAAACUGGUGGUAGCGCGGUUCUCUCUCGUGCCCCAUGCACAGGAAAUACAGCUACUACUCGAAGUCAAUGGUGUGAUUUUGACAUAAAUACCGACUACUACGAUAUAGUACCAGACACAGGUGUUAUAAGGGAAUACUUUUUCAACUUGGAGCAGGUAACCACUGCACCUGAUGGCUUUUCGCGCGUUGCAUAUGCUAUCAAUGGCACGAUUCCGGCACCAACGAUUAUCGCGGACUGGGGUGAUAUAGUUGUGAUUCAUGUUACCAACAACUUAGGCAUUGCACAAAACGGUACCUCAAUUCACUUCCAUGGAAUUCGACAAAACCGCACAAACGAGAUGGAUGGUGUAGUGUCCAUUACUCAAUGUCCAACGCCCCCUGGUAGUACUAUCACUUACACGUGGAGAGCCACACAAUACGGCUCAUCCUGGUACCAUUCACACUUCGGCUUUCAGGCUUGGGACGGCGCUGCAGGGGGUAUGAUCAUAAAUGGACCCGCCACAGCAAACUAUGAUGAGGAUAAAGGCAUAGUAUUGUUGUCCGAUUGGAAUCAUAGAACAGCCUCUGAGCUCUACUCUGAGACUCUCACCAAAGGUCCCCCAGGUAUAAGCAAUGCAAUAAUCAAUGGCACAAACAUAUGGAAAGACGAAAGCGGUACUACCGUUGGAACUCGGUUCAAUACGUCGGUCACAGCCGGGAAAAGCUAUCGGCUUCGGCUAGUCAAUGGCGGAAUAGACACGCAUUUCAAAUUCUCUAUAGAUAACCAUACGAUGACGGUUAUUGCGGCUGAUUUUGUACCCAUUGUUCCAUAUGAAACCACGUUAUUGAAUAUCGGAAUGGGUCAACGCUACGAUGUUAUUGUCCAAGCCAAUCAGCAUUCUGUCGCGGAUAAUUUUUGGAUACGUGCUGAGCCCCAGACCGCAUGUUCUUCCCAAAAUUCGAAUCAAGGCAAUAUCCUCGGAAUUCUUUACUACGGUAACAAGCCUGAUACCCCGACAACGAAGGGGUACGCCUAUAAGGUCGCUGCGUGCGAGGACGAGUCGCUGGAUAAUUUAGUUCCCCAUGUGGCUCGGAGUGCUGGUAAGGAGCACUGGUCCGAUCUCGAACUGGCGGACCUUAUUCAGCAAGAAAACGUCUUCUUGUGGGCUCUGAACGAGACCUCAUUCUAUGUUGACUGGGCCAAUCCUACCCUGCUUCAAGUCUACAACGACGAGAAAGAAUUUACCCACCGGAGCCACGUCAUCCAGCUGGAUGAAAAGAAUCAGUGGGUCUACGUGAUUAUUCAGGCGCAAAAUGCUGCGUCACACCCGAUCCAUUUGCAUGGGCACGACUUUUAUAUUCUUGGUCAGGGGACUGGCACAUAUAACUCUACUCAGCAACGCAGUCUUUCCAAUCCUACUCGACGCGAUGUUGCGUUGCUGCCAGGCUCUGGUUAUCUGGUUCUAGCAUUUGUUACUGAUAACCCGGGUGCUUGGCUGAUGCAUUGUCACAUCGGAUGGCACACUAAUACGGGACUUGCCCUUCAGUUUGUAGAGCAGUACGGAGCUGCCAGGGGACUGAUAAACCACGACUUUCUCAACAGCACGUGCGAGGCAUGGUCUAGGUACGUCAGCCGCACUUCAAUCAAACAGGGUGUUUACGAAGAUGGUAUUUAG